Molecule: messenger RNA, 1239 nt
Organism: Microtus ochrogaster (prairie vole)
Lineage: Eukaryota; Metazoa; Chordata; Mammalia; Rodentia; Cricetidae
Gene: Nfkbib
Product: NFKB inhibitor beta
Biological process (GO): cellular response to lipopolysaccharide
Molecular function (GO): protein binding
Source: RefSeq, a predicted model, not a curated record
GGGAAUUCCCAGCAGGGCGGAAGCACUGGAACGCACGGCAAAGCCCAGCGACAGGCGGGCGACCACAGGGGGCCACCCGAGGUGGCUGGGGCCAUGGCUGGGGUCGCUUGCUUGGGAAAAACUGCGGAUGCCGAUGAAUGGUGCGACAGCGGCCUAGGCUCUCUAGGUCCCGACGCAGCGGCUCCCGGAGGACCAGGACUGUGCGCAGAGCUGGGCCCGGAGCUGUCGUGGGCGCCCCUGGUCUUUGGCUACGUCACUGAGGAUGGGGACACGGCCCUGCACUUGGCCGUGAUACAUCAGCAUGAACCCUUCCUGGAUUUCCUCUUGGGCUUCUCUGCCAGCACUGAGUACCUGGACCUGCAGAAUGACCUAGGCCAAACAGCCCUGCACCUAGCAGCCAUCCUGGGGGAGGCAUCCACGGUAGAGAAGUUGUAUGCAGCCGGCGCAGGAGUGUUGGUGACUGAGCGAGGGGGCCACACCGCGCUGCACUUGGCCUGCCGCAUGAGGGCACACACGUGCGCAUGCGUGCUGCUCCAGCCCCGCCCCAGACGCCCAAGGGAUGCCUCAGAUACCUACCUCACUCAGAGCCAGGACCAUGCCCCAGGCACCAGCCAAAACCCUGUUGUUGUGAACCCUCAACCUAACCCAGAGGACGAAGAGGAGCCAAGUGAUGAAGACUGGAAGCUGCAGCUAGAAGCAGAAAACUAUGAGGGCCACACCCCACUCCACGUAGCUGUCAUCCACAAAGAUGCAGAGAUGGUCCAGCUGCUCCGGGAUGCUGGAGCUGACCUCAAUAAACCGGAACCUACGUGUGGCCGGACCCCUCUGCACCUGGCGGUGGAAGCCCAGGCAGCCAGCGUGUUGGAGCUUCUCCUGAAAGCUGGUGCUGACCCUACCGCCCGCAUGUAUGGGGGCCGCACCCCACUUGGUAGCGCCCUGCUUCGGCCCAACCCUGUCCUUGCCCGCCUCCUCCGUGCACAUGGAGCCCCUGAGCCUGAGGAGGAGGAGGAUAAGCUUGGCCCUUGCAGCAGCAGCAGCAGCAGUGACAAUGACAGCGACGACAGAGAUGAAGGCGAUGAAUAUGACGACAUCGUGGUCCACAGUGGCAGGAGCCGAAACCGGCUACUUCCCUCCCCAGCACCCAAACCUCUUCCUGAUGACCCCAACCCCACCUGACUUAAGUUUUAAUAUUAAUAUAAUUUACAGUUUAAUAAAACUUUAAAGCUGACAAGCAGCGCC